AUGAAACACAUUGAAUGCCCUAUAAAAUUAGCUUCUGCUUCAGUAAAAUUUCCAAAUUCAUAAUUGUUCAACACAAACAAAGCUAGAAACUAGAUAUUAUUUAGAAUAUAUGGACAUUUUAUAUUUGGAUUCACUCAAUAAAGUCCAAAAGAUUACUACUCUAAAUAUAGUAUUUAAGUGGAAGGUAAUUAUUACACCUAUGAAUUGAGGAAGACUCUUAGAUAAAAUUCAAGAAUGGGCUGAAUAUAUGAGGUACUAAAAUCUACCUAAAGUUAAACUCAAUAUAUAGGAUUAGAAUGAGAAUCCUAUUAUUAAAUACUUUUUUCCAGAUGAUGAUAAUAUUGGAUGGAUCUACAAUGAUUAAAAUAUCCAUUUGAAUAUUAUUAGUACUAAUCUCAUAUCUGGAGUUUGUAUAGAUCGUUCAAAAAAUCUUGAAAAAAAGAAUUACUCUAUGAUAUAAGAAAAAACAAAUUUCACUUAUAAAUUCUCAGUAAAUUGUCAAUAAUAAAUUAGGCCAAACAUAUUCCUGAAGCUCCACCAAGUCAAACUUUCAUGUAGCAUCAAAUUGAAUUUAUUUCAAAUAGAUUUCCACAAUUAGAAGGUAAUCUUGAAGAUGGAUAUCGUCGUCAUGUCUUGUAAAUUGAGACUCUAGCUGGGCGUAAAUGGUUUGAAAGAAUUGGAGAUUAUUAUAUUACAGAUAUAGAUAAUUGUUUAGAAGGAAAUCCACAUUUAAUUUAAUGAAUUAUUAUAAAAAUGACAAAAGACAUUAAUCACAACCUUCACUAUGGAGUUUAAAUUAGCCCUAACUUAAAAUUAAAUCGAUACCAAAAAUCAAUCACAAACGUCUUGUUUUACCAGUUAUCCCUCAAAAUCCUGGAGUUGGCUAUUACUCUCCAAAUCUUUAAAGCAUUUACUCAAAUCCAAAAGUAACUAGAUUAAGAAGUGUCACUAAAAUACCAACUCUACAUGAUGUCUCUAAUGAGAAGAUAAAUAUCUAAAAAAGUCAUAAAAAAUACUCAUAGAAAUUUACUAUAUUGGAAAUGCUUCUCAAAGAGGUUGAUGAAGAAGUAGAUUAAGACAUGAGAGACAAUCCUGUAUUUAUAUUUUAUAUAUAAUAAUAAGAAAUGUGUUAGGACACCACUGUAACUUUAACCAUUAAAUGAUAAUUUUAUAGAAUAAUUAAAGCAUAUCAAGGCCAACUUACAAAAAGUGUUAAGGAAGAAAUUAUGA
Molecule: messenger RNA, 1230 nt
Organism: Paramecium pentaurelia
Lineage: Eukaryota; Ciliophora; Oligohymenophorea; Peniculida; Parameciidae
Source: the annotation of a GenBank genome assembly